This is a messenger RNA of Bufo gargarizans (Asiatic toad), 1929 nucleotides long. RefSeq names its product protein phosphatase 2 regulatory subunit B''gamma (gene PPP2R3C). The transcript has 14 exons. Lineage: Eukaryota; Metazoa; Chordata; Amphibia; Anura; Bufonidae. The record is from RefSeq and is a predicted model, not a curated record. Gene Ontology annotation, biological process: positive regulation of B cell differentiation; microtubule cytoskeleton organization; T cell homeostasis. The coding region runs from base 113 to 1459 and encodes 448 amino acids. Gene Ontology annotation, cellular component: centrosome; spindle.
CUGUCGGGGGAAACGAUAGCUUAGUAUGGCAGUGACGCUGUGAACCACCGUGGAGAUUGGAGUGUGCUAUGGUAACGGUUCCAUAUCAGCAGAAAAAUCACGUCGCACUACAAUGGACUGGAAGAAAAGUCUCAAAAACAAGCUGGAGAAAGAUAAUAAAGGCAGAAAAAGCGAGGAAGAGAUGAAAGAUGAAGAAAUGGCUAUGUUCACCAAGUUUUAUACAGAAUGGAAAGGCGGCCAGAAGGGUCCAAAUUCCCAAAGCAUCCCUCGAUUCUACUACCGGUUACCAGCAGAGGACGAGAUGUUACAGCAGAAGCUGAGAGAAGAGUCACGAGCUGUCUUUCUACAGAGGAAAAGCCGAGAAUUGCUGGACAAUGAGGAACUGCAGAACUUGUGGUUCCUUCUGGACAAGCACCAGUCGCCUCCCAUGACUGGGGAGGAAGCCAUGAUCAACUAUACUAACUUCCAAAUUGUUGGUGAAAAGGCUGGGCCGAAAUGCAAGCCGUUUUUUACAGCUAAAGUCUUCAGCAAACUUAUUCACAAUGAUCCAUAUGGCAGGAUAUCAAUUAUGCAGUUUUUCAACUAUGUUAUGAGAAAAGUAUGGCUCCACCAAACCAGGAUCGGUCUAAGCUUGUAUGAUGUGGCUGGACAAGGCUACUUGAGAGAGUCGGACUUGGAGAAUUACAUCCUUGAGCUUAUUCCAACCUUGCCUCAGCUGGACGGUUUGGAGAAGUCCUUCUACUCCUUCUAUGUCUGCACUGCUGUCCGGAAAUUCUUCUUUUUCCUUGAUCCUCUAAGGACAGGAAAGAUAAAAAUACAAGAUAUUUUAGCGUGUAGCUUUUUGGAUGAUUUACUUGAGCUACGAGAUGAAGAACUUUCUAAGGAGAGUCAGGAAUCUAACUGGUUUUCUGCCCCCUCUGCACUGAGGGUUUAUGGUCAGUACCUGAAUCUUGAUAAGGACCACAAUGGGAUGUUAAGCAAAGAAGAGCUGUCCCGGUAUGGAACUGGUACCUUGACCAGCGUCUUCUUGGAUCGGGUGUUCCAGGAAUGCUUGACCUAUGAUGGCGAGAUGGACUACAAGACAUACUUAGACUUUGUGUUGGCACUGGAGAACAGGAAAGAGCCAGCGGCCCUGCAGUAUAUAUUCAAGCUUCUGGACAUUGAGAACAAAGGCAGCCUGAAUGUAUUUUCUCUGAACUACUUCUUCCGGGCCAUUCAAGAGCAAAUGAAGAUCCAUGGACAAGAUCCAGUCACUUUUCAGGAUGUAAAGGAUGAAAUCUUUGACAUGGUAAAACCAAAAGAUCCCCUACGCAUUUCACUCCAAGAUCUGAUCCAAAGCAGCCAAGGAGACACCGUGUGCAGUAUUCUGAUAGAUCUUAAUGGGUUCUGGACCUAUGAAAAUCGAGAAGUCCUGGUAGCCACCGAUGGAGAAAGCCCUGCUGAUAUUGAAUAUACAUAGGCAUCCGCUGAUGGUCAAAACGUCUACGAAUUCUACAAUAGAUACCACGUGGAUGAACUCCUCCUACACACCAAUAAUUGCACGCCAUUUUACCAUGAUGCACUGUGGUUUUGAAAUCCGGUCUUCUUCCAAGCGACGAGUAUUGGUGAAGCACAUAAAGGCCAUUUCUGUGCUGGAAAGACCAUUUUUAGAGUUAUCUUUUAUAUGUUCUUGACGUUGGGGACUGAACAGCAGAUUUUAGUUUAGUUUUCCUAUUUAUUUUACUUUUUUAAGUAAUUUAUUUUGAGCAUUUUUCCAGUUGUCCAAAUGUAAAUGUUUCUUAAAACAGUUUUGUUGGUUAUAAAAUACAGAGUCAUAUAUGUAACCUGGUAAGGACGCAAUACUUAAAGGGGUUCUGCACUUUGUUUAAACUGAUGAUCUAUCCUCUGGAUAGAUCAUCAGCUUCUGAUCGGCGGGGGUCCGACACCCGG